Molecule: messenger RNA, 3136 nt
Organism: Trichomycterus rosablanca
Lineage: Eukaryota; Metazoa; Chordata; Actinopteri; Siluriformes; Trichomycteridae
Gene: cdc27
Product: cell division cycle 27
Exons: 19
Coding region: 118-2622 (834 amino acids)
Biological process (GO): anaphase-promoting complex-dependent catabolic process; cell division; protein ubiquitination
Cellular component (GO): anaphase-promoting complex; cytoplasm
Molecular function (GO): protein binding
Source: RefSeq, a predicted model, not a curated record
CGGUUAGCGUUCAAAUCUGCUAUGCUAGCUGCAGUGUGCUAAUAGCUGCUUCUGGCCUGUAGUGCAGUAGAGAGAGAAACUAAAGAGGAGAGAGUGAGAGAGGAGCUGGGCUCAGGAAUGACGGUGUUGCAGGAACCUGUCCAGGCUGCUGUCUGGCAUGCGUUAAAUCACUAUGCCUACAGAGACGCCGUGUUCCUAGCCGAGAGGCUUUAUGCUGAAGUGCAUUCAGAAGAAGCACUCUUCCUUCUGGCUACGUGUUACUAUCGCUCUGGAAAAGCUUACAAAGCCUAUCAUCUUCUCAAAGGCCACAGCUGCACCACACCACAGUGCAAAUACCUCCUCGCCAAGUGCUGUGUGGAGCUCAGCAAGCUGGCUGAGGGUGAGCAGAUCCUUACAGGAGGCGUUUUAAACAAACAGAAGAGCCAGGAUGAUAUUGUCACAGAGUUUGGUGACUCCUCCUGUUUCACCUUAGCGCUGCUUGGCCAAAUUUACUGCAAAACAGAUCGCUUAUCAAAAGGAGCAGAAUGUUAUCAAAAGAGUCUAACUGAAAAUCCCUUUCUCUGGUCACCCUUUGAAUCCCUUUGUCAGAUUGGUGAACGACCAGAUCCCGAGCAGGUCUUUAAACUGACGUCUCUGCAGAACUUCAGUUGGGGCAGCGGAGGAGGCACAAAUUAUUUCCCAAUGAGCCCUGCUCACACUCCCAGCCACAACAUAGCUCACAGACAGAUCGACUCGGUCCUCAUGGAGACGCCUCAGGACACACUGGAACUGAAUCGUCUCAAUCUGGAGUCGUCCAACUCAAAGUACUCGUCUUUAAACACGGACUCCUCCAUGUCUUACAUUGACUCAUCGGUCAUCUCGCCUGAUUCUGCACCUCUGGGCACAGGCGGCUCUCUGCUGUCCAAGCAAGUACAGAACAAACCCAAAAGUGGACGAUGUCUACUGGGAGGCACCGCCACAAUGAGCCCAAUCACACCCAGUUUUGGUAUCUUACCUCUGGAACCAAGUCCGGGUGACCCUGUCUAUCUGCAGAACUGCAGUCACAGUGGUACGGGGAUGGUGCCACCACCACCACCUGGCCCAACAAAGAAGACUGUCAGUAGAAUUAGUCAGGUGGGGACGAAAUCAGUGUUUGCACAGAGUGGAAACAGUAGAGAGGUGAUACCAAACCCAUUUAAUCAGACACAGACCACUGCACCACAGACCAGUACUACACCUCAAGUAUUGAGUCCUACCAUCGCUGCUCCUCCCAACGUGCAGCCUCGGCGGAGUUCCAGACUUUUUACCAGUGCCAGCUCAACUGCCAAGGAAAACAGCAAGAAGUUAAAAAUGAAGUUUCCCACCAAGAUCCCCAACAGAAAGACCAAGACGAAAACGGGGAAGGGUGGAAUCACUCCGUCCAGUCUCAAUGAGAGCAUUGAAAUCCUCAAGCUGGACUCAUCUAUAUCUGAGGGAAGGGGCAAUAUCAGCUCACCCCAGUUUCAGGCCUUCACAAUGCAGAAAGCUGCAGCAGACGGCUUGAUGUCGUUAAUGCGAGACAUUGGGCGGGGCUACUUGGCACUGUGUUCGUAUAACUGCAGAGAGGCCAUCAACAUCCUCAGCCAGCUUCCUGCACAUCAUUACAACACUGGGUGGGUGCUGGGACAGAUCGGACGGGCGCACUUCGAACUGGCAGAGUACAUGCAGGCCGAGAGAAUCUUCUCAGAAGUGCGGCGCAUCGAAAGCUACCGGGUAGAAGGCAUGGAAAUCUAUUCCACCACACUCUGGCACCUACAGAAAGACGUAGCACUGUCUGCACUCUCCAAAGACCUCACAGAUAUGGACAAAAACUCACCAGAGCCCUGGUGUGUAGCAGGGAACUGUUUCAGUCUGCAACGAGAGCACGACAUUGCUAUCAAGUUCUUCACGCGGGCCAUCCAGGUGGACCCGAGCUUCGCCUAUGCCUACACGCUGCUGGGCCAUGAAUUGGUGCUCACGGAGGAGCUGGAGAAAGCACUGGGCUGCUUCCGCAAUGCUAUCCGUCUCAACAAACGCCACUACAAUGCUUGGUAUGGGUUGGGAAUGAUCUACUACAAGCAGGAGAAGUUCAACCUGGCUGAAAUUCAUUUUAAGAAGGCUUUGAGUAUUAAUCCCCAGAGCUCUGUACUCCUCUGUCACAUCGGUGUGGUUCAGCACGCAUUAAAGAAAUCUGACCAUGCAUUAGAGACGCUAAACAGAGCGAUUAGCAUCGACCCCAAGAACCCACUAUGCAAAUUUCAUAGGGCUUCUAUACUCUUUGCUAAUGAAAAGUACAAGGCAGCUCUACAGGAGCUCGACGAGCUGAAACAGAUCGUGCCCAAAGAGUCUCUUGUUUACUUUUUAAUAGGAAAGGUCUAUAAAAAGCUCGGUCAGACUCACUUAGCCCUGAUGAACUUCUCUUGGGCCAUGGACCUAGACCCCAAAGGGGCCAACAAUCAGAUCAAAGAGGCCAUAGACAAGCGUUACCUCCCUGACGAUGAGGAGCCGGUCAUCCCCGAUGACUUCCCCUACUACUCUACGGAGGUGGAGGAGUCGCAGGAGAGCAGCAUGACGGACGCGGACGACACACAACUCCACACUACGGAGAGUGACGAGGUCCUGUAACACUGGCUCCUGACUGAACUCUUAAUAAGAAUUAUGCCAACAUGGGGAUUCCCAGUUCACAAUAGAAUAUAAAAAAAAGAGACACAAAUAGAGGAAAGGAGAAGAAGAAUAACAAAGGAAAGACAAACUGCUGCUAAUACAGUACCUCCUCAUUUCUCAUUUUUUUAUGAUUAUUUUUUGGUUUUAUUUUUAUUGUGCUUUUGUUUCCUGUUUGUCUGUUUUUAUUUUAUUCCUGAUGGUUUCUGUCAUUAUGCCUUACUGCUGGAGGGAAUCGUCCUCAUCCGGCUUUCACGCACAUGUAAAAGUGGGGUAUUUUACUGUCAAAAAAUGCUACUCCGUUCACAUCAGCUGUUUCUGAGACCCGUUUCUUUCAGUCGUUGAGAGCGGAAGAAGAAUAAAAAAAGAAAAACAAAAGAAAGCAAGCCAGAGACCUUCAUGAACAUUUGUCUUAAAGCCUAGGCCUUUGUGUUCUUUUUAUUCACAUUUACCUGAAAUAAAGAUCUGCGUAAGAGUU